Messenger RNA from Spea bombifrons (plains spadefoot toad), 2176 nucleotides. It is a transcript of the gene KLHL31, whose product is annotated as kelch like family member 31. The transcript is spliced from 3 exons. The record is from RefSeq and is a predicted model, not a curated record. Gene Ontology annotation, molecular function: protein binding. Lineage: Eukaryota; Metazoa; Chordata; Amphibia; Anura; Pelobatidae. Gene Ontology annotation, cellular component: nucleus; cytoplasm. Bases 224 to 2128 code for a protein of 634 amino acids. Gene Ontology annotation, biological process: negative regulation of protein phosphorylation.
GUUUAGGUCUCUUCUCAAUGUGAAAGGAUAGGUUUAAGGGACAAAUCUGUAGUGACAGGGACUGGCAGUUGGCUGUGUCUCGGCGAUCCUCUGUGUGAACUGACAAUCAUUUUGCCUUCUGUCUGGACAUUUGGAGGUCUGCUUCUUCUCUUUUAAGAUCACAGCUUGAGACCACAUCUGAAAUAGGAGGAAAGGUCUUGGCUGUGAUUCUUUUAUUACAGUCAUGGCACCAAAGAAGAAGAAUGUUAAGAAAAACAAAGCAGACAUUAACGAGAUGACUAUCAUUGUAGAAGAUAGUCCCCUCAGCAAACUCAAUGGCAUUAGUGGCUUCAUAGAUGGAGGAAAUGGCUUCAGUUACAUCUCGACUGAAGUUACUGACUCUUCUUAUGGCACUAGUCUAAUGGAAGGGCUCAGUAGAAUGAGACAGGAUAGUUUCCUUUGUGACCUAACUAUUGGCACCAAAACCAAAUCAUUUAUGGUUCACAAAGCUGUUAUGGCAUCAUGCAGCGAAUACUUCUAUAACAUUCUGAAGAAAGAUCCUUCAACACAGAGAGUGGACCUCAAUGAUGUAUCACCUUUAGGCUUGGCUACUGUAAUAACAUAUGCUUAUACAGGAAAGAUUACCCUGUCUUUAUACACUAUAGGCAGCACCAUAUCUUCUGCAAUUUAUCUGGAAAUCAAUACUCUAGUAAAUAUGUGCUGCGAUUUUCUGAUGCAAGAAAUCAAUGUGGAGAACUGCAUGUAUGUGGCUAACAUUGCAGAAACCUAUGGACUCAAGAGUACCAAAGAAGCUGCACAGAAAUACAUUCGAGGCAACUUCAUUGAAUUCUCAGAAACAGAUCAAUUCUUGAAGCUAACAUUUGAUCAAAUUAAUGAACUUCUCAUAGAUGAUGACUUGCAGUUGCCAUCUGAAAUUGUUGCUUUCCAGAUAGCAAUGAAAUGGUUAGACUUUGAUGAAAAGAGAAUAAAAUAUGCCUCUGGUCUCUUAAGCAACAUUCGCUUUGGAACAAUCUCAGCCCAAGAUCUGGUCAACUAUGUCCAGUCAGUGCCCAGAAUGAUGCAGGAUGCAGAAUGCCAUAGGCUUUUGGUGGAGGCCAUGAACUAUCACCUUCUACCAUAUCACCAGAACACAUUGCAGUCUAGAAGAACAAAGAUCCGUGGAGGCUCAAGGGUCUUAGUUACUGUUGGGGGCCGCCCAGCAUUGACUGAGAAAUCCCUCAGCAGGGAGAUCCUGUAUAGAGACCCUGAUAAUGGCUGGAAAAGGCUUGCAGAGUUACCAGCUAAAAGUUUUAACCAAUGUGUCACUGUCAUGGAUGGAUUUCUUUACAUUGCUGGUGGUGAAGACCAGAAUGAUGCCCGGAACCAGGCCAAGCAUGCAGUCAGCAAUUUUUGCAGAUAUGAUCCUCGUUUCAACACAUGGAUACAUCUUGCGAAUAUGAUCCAGAAGCGUACCCACUUUAGCUUGAAUGUAUUCAAUGGCCUCCUUUAUGCAAUUGGAGGUCGUAAUUCUGAAGGGUGCUUAGCCUCUGUUGAGUGCUAUGUUCCUUCAACUAAUCAGUGGCAAAUGAAAGCCCCACUGGAAGUAGCUAGGUGUUGUCAUUCCAGCUCGGUAAUUGAUGGUAAGAUCUUGGUUACAGGUGGAUACAUCAAUAAUGCAUACUCUCGCUCUGUGUGUAUGUAUGACCCAUCCAAUGAUAGCUGGCAAGAUAAGGCAGGCCUCAGUACACCCAGAGGAUGGCAUUGUUCUGUAUCACUUGGCGAUAGAGUGUACGUGAUGGGAGGCAGCCAACUUGGUGCGCGUGGUGAGAGAGUUGAUGUACUCCCUGUUGAGUGUUACAACCCUCAUACAGGUCAGUGGAGCUACGCCGCUCCUCUUCAGAAUGGAGUAAGUACAGCAGGUGCCUCAACACUCAGUGGGAAGAUAUACCUGGUGGGUGGCUGGAAUGAAGUAGAAAAGAAAUACAAGAAGUGCAUUCAGUGCUACAAUCCCGAUUUGAAUGAAUGGACUGAAGAAGAUGAGUUGCCUGAGGCUACAGUCGGAGUGUCUUGCUGUACAAUCACAAUGCCUAAUUUUAAAACGCGGGAAUCCAGAGCAAGCUCAGUGUCUUCUGUUCCAGUCAGUAUAUAAAUGAUGAGAAUAAAAAAAUAUUAGCAUCACUAUAAAAAGAAACACAAA